AUGACACGACCCGAUUCCACGAAUACGACCCAGAAAGCUUCGAAUGGAGGUCAUACACGCGGAGUUGCACGACCCAACACGUCUGGAGAAAGAAGGGCAGCUAGCAAUACGGCACGACGCCAGGAUCAUACGGUUCAAAACACAGGUCGUACUGAACCCGCAAAGCCUCAUCCAGCUUCUGGCAGACGAUCAACUGGAUCUACCACAGACGAAGAAGAUUAUAGAGAACUAUUUAUUCGUCUCCAGAAUACAGGACGACAACGAAAUUCCAACAGCAGCUCUACUCGGCGCUCGCGUUCAGACAACACCGCUGAUCCCCCAAAACCUGUUAGACAAACGACAAGUGAAGAUACUGUGGACACACUCCCAAUCGAGCUGGAGCAGGGAGAAGACAAUAGUAAUGGAGAUGGUCUGGAUGAGAAAACGCACUUGGAUGCGCUGAUAGAUGCUACUGACAAGUUUCUGGGCCCAUCGGAUCCAGAUUAUCCUAUCGUACUCACGGGUGCAGGCCCAAAGUUCCUUGACGAAAUACAAUCAAGUAAAAGUACCAAGAAACGUAAAACACCUCGCAAGACUUCGAAGGAAAUACGUCAAGGAACACCUUUCCCAGACGAGGCUCGCACAACUACCAAGAAAAGAAUAGGAACCGAGAAUGGUGAGCCUCAAGAUGAAAGUUACGGUACCUCUCAAUACCUUGAACCUUCCCACAAAAGACGUCGAAUAAUCAGCGACUCGGAGCACUCACCGGUCCCGAACAGCAUAGAUUCAAACCUGGACAUCUCGGACAAGGAAACGAGAAACUUUGGCCCCACUCCAAAAAAUCCGUUGUAUGAAGUGCAGAGUCCCAAAUCCCCGCCAGAACCUCCUAGUUGGGAAAGGUGGGGGACGGGGAAGAGGUUCAAAUUCAAACCAAGAGCUACCCAGCAGGAAAUCAAAGGAAGUCAGCCAGAUGGUGCAAAAGAUUCGGUCAAAGAUGGAGCGGAAAUAUUUUGA
This is a messenger RNA of Mollisia scopiformis, 993 nucleotides long. RefSeq lists its product as uncharacterized. The record is from RefSeq and is a predicted model, not a curated record. NCBI's taxonomy places the organism in Eukaryota, Fungi, Ascomycota, Leotiomycetes, Helotiales, Mollisiaceae. The transcript has 3 exons. The coding region runs from base 1 to 993 and encodes 330 amino acids.